This is a messenger RNA of Ceratitis capitata (Mediterranean fruit fly), 1402 nucleotides long. Its product is annotated as putative nuclease HARBI1. The record is from RefSeq and is a predicted model, not a curated record. The transcript is spliced from 4 exons. Bases 100 to 1221 code for a protein of 373 amino acids. Lineage: Eukaryota; Metazoa; Arthropoda; Insecta; Diptera; Tephritidae.
AACAUUUCAAUGUUUACUUUUGUCUUCACUUUUGAAAAUUUGAUUUUAAGUGCAUAAGUUGUAGAAUAUUUUUUUAAAACUAUUUUUUAAUAGCAAAAUAUGUUUAUGUUUUUCAAUGCACCAUAUGAAGAAUAUGAGGAAGAGUUACGUGUUAAGCGCAGGCGACUACGGGACGCAAACACUCCAAUCGACUUACCAGAAGAGGAGUUCAUGAAGGAGUAUCGCGUAAGUAAAAAAGUUUUCAUGACAAUUUUUAAUGAAGUUACACCAAAAAUAAAGAGAAAGCAUCGAACUACCGCCAUACCAGAAAUAACCAGGUUAGCUUGUUUCUUGAGUGCACUAGCUGGUAAUUAUCAAUCAAGAGUUGGAAACAAUUCAAAUACUGCUGUGUCUCAAGCAAUGGCAUCGAAAAUUGUUGGCGAUUAUUUAGAAAUAUUUGAAGAUCACUUUUGCGACAAAUGGAUAAGUUUGGAAAUGACAGAGCAGGAAGAAAAGAAAGUUAAACUAAAAUUUUACAAUGAAACUGAAGUGCCCAGCAUUAUUGGAUGCGUGGAUUGUACACACAUUGCAAUACAGUGUCCAAGACUGGAUACAAGCCAUUUAUAUCGAAAUGACACUGGAGGCUUUAGCAUAAACGCGUUAAUUAUUUGUGAUGUAGACUUAAUGGUAAGAUAUAUUGAUGCAAGGAAUCCAGGCGAAAAUGAUGACGAUUUCGUUUGGCAAAAGAGCGAUCCUAAUUUAUAUUUUAAGUCCAAAUAUGACGCAGGUAAAAGAAACUUUUGGCUCAUAGGUGAUACUGACUUUAAGCUGCAACCAUAUUUGAUGACACCUUAUCGGGAGCCCGUUGAAAGUUAUGAAGUUAAUUACAACGAAAAAUGUUUAAAAGCCCAAAGUAUUAUGGAAAAAUGUUUAAAUGCUAUUGAAAGCAGAUUUCCAGUACUAACACAUCCCAAAGGCAUGCAUUACCUGCCAGAGAAAGCAACGAAAAUAAUUAAUGUUUGCUGUGCUAUUCAUAAUGCUUGUGUAUUUUAUAAAGAUGAUUUACCAAAAAGUGACAAAACAUUUCUAAAUGUAGAUAAACAGAAACAGCGUGAUAUAGAUGACUCCGAAUCGUAUGAUAGUGACGUCUCAGAGUUUAAUAACGAAAUGGGUGUCCCAAAUGAGGUUUUAAGAAUAAGAGAAAAAUUGGCAAAAAGCUUACGAGAUGAAAAGUGUGUAUAAAGUAGUCGGUUGUUCUUAUGUGUAGUAAAAAAAAUUACUUUAAUUUAUUUUAAUAUAUAGGUGCAUAUGUAUAUAUUUAUUACUCUUAAAGAUAACAUUUAAGUUAUUCCUCGAAAACAUAAGUGCUGUUGCAUUAACUUUUGUUGAAUUAAAAAUAAAAAAACAAAUUGUAUAUCUCAUA